This is a messenger RNA of Closterium sp. NIES-65, 1566 nucleotides long. NCBI's taxonomy places the organism in Eukaryota, Viridiplantae, Streptophyta, Zygnematophyceae, Desmidiales, Closteriaceae. The record is from the annotation of a GenBank genome assembly.
AUGGACGUGGACGUGGACGUGGACGUGGUCAUGGACGUGGACGUGGACGUGGACGUGGACAUGGACGUGGACGUGGUCGUGGACGUGGAUGUGGACGUGGACGUGGACGUGGAGGACAUGGACGUGGUCGUGGACGUGGACGUGGACGUGGACGUGGAUGUGGACGUGGACUUGGACGUGGACGUGGACGUGGACGUGGACGUGGUCGUGGACGUGGACGUGGACGUGGACGUGGACGUCGACGUGGACGUGGACGUGGACGUGGACGUGGACGUGGAGGACGUGGACGUGGACGUAGACGUGGUCGUGGACGUGGACGUGGACGUGGACGUGGAGGACGUGGACGUGGUCGUGGACGACGUGGACAAGGACGUGGACUUGGACGUGGACGUGGACGUUGAGGACGUGGACGUGGACGUGGACGUGGACCUGGACCUGGACGUGGUUGUGGACGUGGACGUGGACGUGGACGUGGACCUGGACGUGGACCUGGACGUGGACGUGGACCUGGACGUGGACGUGGACGUGGACCUGGACGUGGACGUGGACGUGGAGGUGGACGUGGACGUGGAGGACGUGGACUUGGACGUGGAGGACGUGGACAUGGACGUGGACGUGGACCUGGGCGUGGACGUGGACGUGGACGUGGUCGUGGACGUGGACGUGGACGUGGACGUGGACCUGGACGUGGACGUGGACGUGGAGAGUGGACGCGGACCUGGCGCGGAGGGCGGAAACCACCGCGGCGGAAGGGUGUUCCGCUCCACAAAGGAGCACGGACGAUGUCGCGACGAGAGAGGGCGGUGGUUGGCGUUCGGCGAGCAGUCUCGCGGACAAGGAGGGAGCGUCGGCAGCGUCGCUCGCGGAGAGAACUCGCCGCACAAUGCGGUUCGAGAAGAGACGCCGGAGCAGGGCGUGGAGGACAAGGAAGAAGGAUCGGAACGGUCAGACGAGGAGGCAGGGAUAGAAGGGGCGAAUGAGGCGCGAACAGGAGGAACGGGCGAUGCGGAAACCGAGCUGGCGGAGGCGCAAGCGGAGACGAGCCCGGUGGCGGUCGCGGAAUUAGAGGCUCCGCCACCGGGAUCGCGCGGUCGAGACGAUCCCUACGAGGAAGGGCGGCGCACGGAGAGCUCCGGACGGCAGGAGCUGGGCGGGCCAGAGAUGAGCCAUCGAGCGUGGCAGGCGCCAAAUUCACGCGGCAAGGGAAAGGAGGAGCGGUCCCGCUCGGCGGAGAGGGAGCGGCGCCUCGGGGGAGGGCGCGUGGGCGAGUUCCGCAUUCGGCAGGACGGCAGCAGCCGCGCGGGGAGAGGGGGCGAGAGACGGAAACAGCGCCGCCGAAGUGGCACGGUCAGCAGCAAGGGGGACGCAGCAGCACCAUACGCUCGCCAGGCCGGACUAGGCAGAGGGAGCGGAGAGACAGCAGCUGGUCCCGCUCGCCGGACGGACAACACACGCGCAGGGAGAAGUACGCGGGGGAGCGGUCACCGUGGCGUCAGCCGCGCACUUGGAGUGAGCACCUGGACGCCUGGUCACCAUCGCCAGAGAGGCGGCCGCGGCGUGAGAUGA